Molecule: messenger RNA, 5193 nt
Organism: Leptidea sinapis
Lineage: Eukaryota; Metazoa; Arthropoda; Insecta; Lepidoptera; Pieridae
Product: myosin-11-like
Exons: 12
Coding region: 20-2764 (914 amino acids)
Source: RefSeq, a predicted model, not a curated record
CCAGACAUGAACCACCGCCAUGUUUAACUUCUUCAAACGUAAGCCCAAGGCCGACGCGGUCACUCCCGAGACAUCCCGAAAGCUCCCGACCGCGACACCCGCCCCGCCAGUUGAGCCGCGCACGCCGCCCAGCCCAGACACCGCCCAGAAGGAUGUAGUCAACCUCCUCAUCCCAGACACCUCCUACACCCAUAAGACAUCCUUCCUAAACAUCAUGGGGCGGAAGAAACGGAACAAACGCAGAAACAAACAGGAAAAGCCGAGCGAAGCGGAUAAAAAUAGCGACGACGCGGCGUUUGUUAAAGCGAUCGUGUUGCAGAAAUAUGCGCCUGCGCAAUCGAAACAACAGCACGUGUCGCGUGAGUACGACGCGCGGCCGAGCGAGGACGAGAAGCGACGCACCGAGGCGCUCCUCACAGAGAUCGCCAAACACAUUGACUGUAGCGCGCGCGACGAGCAAAUGGGAACUGACAACAGCAAAGAACCGCUUUACGAAACCGUGGACCCGAUCGAUUCAUACAAGAAUGACCUCAAGGACGAACUGGAGAUGCUGCUUAAUACAGAUCAUAAUAAAAUAGAUGACAAUUUAUCUGCUGCUGCGAAAAAGUCUAGUUUAAAACCUCCAAAAGUUGACGAAGGUUGUUCUGACGACGAUCGCUCAGAUAACGGAAAGAAAAGAGUUACGUUUCAGAAGAGAGUCAUAUUUGAUGACGGAGAUGAACAGACGGAUGAAGGAUCAUCGUUCGAAUCAUUGACGUCAGAAGAAACAGAAUAUUUGGAUGAUGUUCCUGAUAAUGAUGAGCUCCUUGGAGGCUACAUCGUGAAUGCCGAGACGCCGGUGAUAAAAGUGGAGAGUGUUGAUCAUCUCUGCCGCGGUGAUAACAGUGAUAGUGGGUUCUUAGAGUGUGACAAAGAAUCUGGUGAUGAGACUAGUGAUGUAAAGAGUAUGGUGGAGAGUGAGGAUGAUGCAGAGAUCAUCGAUGAUAUGGAUGAGGAGAGCGACAGGGAGCUCGUUCCAGAAGAAUGCGAGACUGAAUCGAAAGAUCUGGUGUCUGAGGACAGCAAACUACAGAAGGAGGUGUCGGCUCUUAGCUCCCUCGCAGACUCCCGCUGCGAAGAGCUGGAGCGAGCUAGAGACAUCAUCAGCUCGCUGCGCAGAGAGGUCGAGACCAAGGAGCAGGAGAUAGAGCAGUUGAAAUGCGAGCUGGCUGCAGCCUACAAGGAGUCGGAGCUGAUCCGACAGCGGAGCCGCGCUCUGGAGGACGAGGUCACGGCCGCCAGGACCUGCUCGGCAGACCUGGCUGACCAGCUCACUAGGAGGAACGACGAGGCAAUACGACAGCUGAAGGGUGAGCUGCAGGAAGGUCAGUCCAGGUGUGCAGCGCUGGCGGCCCGCGUGGACCAGCUGGAGGAAGACAAGCGGCGCCUGCAGCAUGAGCUGGUGGCGCGGGAGCAGCGCGCCCAGGAGGAGCUGGCAGCCGCUGAAGCGAACACGAACAAAUGGCGUCUUGCGCACGAAGCGGCGCGCUCGCAGGCGGCCGCGCGUGCCGAGAGGAUCCUGGCCGACUGCGAGUGGAAGAUGAGGGAGCUGGAGAAACGAGCGCGAGACACCGAGAGGGAGAAGAGAGAGCUGACGGAGACGGUGGAACAGCUGCGGACGUCACAGACACACAAAGCCGAGCUCCAGCAGUUGCGAGGGCUGGCGGCGGAGCAGCAGCGUUCCGUACAGUCGCUGGCCACCCAGCUGGAGCGAGCGCAGGCUAGCGAGGAGGAGCUGCAGGCAGAGGUGCACGCGCUCGAGGAACUGAUGGAGAAGAUGAGGCAGAAGGAAGUGGAACAUGCCCAGGAGAUGGAGAGCGUAAAGCAGCAGCACUCCCAGGAGGUGGAGGCCCUGCGCGCGGAGCAAACGGCCGCGGCGGCGCGGUGGGCAGCGUCCCGCGCGGCCCUCGACCGAGCACACGCCGACGCCCUGCGGUCCGCUCUGGCCGCCCUGCGCGAGGACGGCGAGCGAGACGUGCGGAACGCGGAGCGGAAGCUGCGGGAGACCAACACCAGGUUUGAGAACCUCAAAGAAGUACUGGCAUCCAAGGAAUCGGAGUGGCAACAUGCGCUGGCGGACGCCCGCAGCCAGGCCGACUGGGAGCUGCUGCAGCUGAGACAUCUACUGGACAAGGCCGAUAUCAACUAUGCCAACAACGUGGAGAGUCUCAAUGAACGGCACGAGAAAGAGAUAGAGCAGUUAACAGAAGAAUGGUCUACAAAGGUUCGUAUGGUGGAGGAGCAGGCACAAAGAGAUGCCGAGGAGGCUCGCAAAGCACUGGAGACGACGCGCGCAGCCCUUACAGCCGAGAGACUCGAUGUCGUCAACAAGCUGAAAGCCAAACACCAGCAGGAAAUGGACGAGCAAUGGGAGCAGUUCAUGACAGACAAAGAAAACUGUCUAGAGCGGAUGAAGGCGGAGUGCAGGCAGGAGGGAGACGAACACAGGGCCAAGAGAGAAAAGCAGCUACUUGAAGAAAUCGCAGAACUGAAAACUCUUGUACAAUCAAAAUCAAGUGAGUUCGAGGAGUUAUCUGGAGCAGCGUCUGCAAUUGGUCGGACGCUCGCCGUCACGGAGCAAGAGCUCAGCCGCGCACGAGUGGGGGCACUGCUGUCAGCUGUCAUCUACGUCGUAACAAGAUCCUACCGUCUCGCUCUACUCGCUCUGCUACUGUUUCUAGGCUACCACUUUUAUAUGCGAUUAAAACGAAUAAAGAGCAAUUAGGAAUAGACUUUUACACUAAGAAUCACCAUCAAAGACUUACUUCCUAUAUUUAUAAGUGUUGCCUUUAAAAAAAUCUAAGCUAAUAACAAAAGCAGUGUUGUAAUUAUUGUACCAUGUAUUAAGUUUGAUGUAUUCCGUUAUUGGUCGCUUUACCCUAACAAAUAAUUUUGAACUGCCUUUACCGGACUGAAUGUAGAAAUGUACUAAUACUCUUAUUCAUUCUUCACGCAAACAUAAACUAUUUUAUUAUAUCACUAGCCUACUUUACAUAUAAGUAACGGAAAUACUCCGAAACUAUUCUUUGCAACAAUCUGCGAACAAAUCAAAUAAUGGCACAUAUUUCAUAUAAUAAGGCGAGCAAUUCUAGAAUAUACUUGUUGGCAUUUGAAUUUUGUGCAUCUCGUAAACGAUUUGGAUAAAAUUUACCACACCGGAGUUAAUAAGUGUUAAAAAUUGAUCUAGAUGAUUUUUCUCUCUAAAAACACUCGUUUUUACCUCUACACCAAGCCUUUUUAUGCCUAUGCCAAACAAUAAAGAUUCACUGGUUUACGUGUUUCUACUAUCGUUACAAUCUUCCGCUUGAGCUUGUCUCUUAUCGCUUACAGAUUAAGAAUGAUCAUUGUCAGGGUCAUCUUUGUUCUGCCUGGUAGAUGGUGAAAGAAAAAGGGCAAAUCCCUUACUCUGGCCAUUAUUGAGUCUUAGAAUAUCCUUGGAAACCCGCCUUCAUUUUCCUUUUGCCUCUCUCUUCUGGAGAUGGUGCGUUCAGUAUCGCGAUCCCCAUUGAGGCGUUUGUGUUGGAGGAUAUUAUCUGCUCUCCGCAACAUGUUUGUAGAGUCAUCUUAUAUAAGCGUAAAGGCUUUUUAUCUUUUGGUCUUCACUUACGUCAUGAGAAAUAAGACAUAACAUCCAGAAAUAGGCAAGUCAAGUAAAAGAAGACAUGUUUUGCAUGGCACAAAACAGGUCGAACUCAAGUUAAAAUCGUCACGCCAUUUCGUUACGUCAAAAUCACCAAUUUAGUCCUAGUGGGCAGCUUGGAUCGAAGAGUGGGGUUGAGCUUGACGUAAGAUCUCCUCAUUAUCUCCAUUGUCUCGGCCAUACGCUUCUUAAAGCUGGUACUUAACUUGAUUCUUAUCAACAUGGACAUCGUUUACACGAGUUCCUAUUUAUAAACACGACUUAUGGAUGUUUUCGUCUGUCCAGUGGCUACGUAAACAGUCAGCAAUAUGAAAACAACAUACAACCUUAAGGGCUAUGCUACAAAGUCUCAACAUUAAUGCCUCUAUCAUAUCGUAAUACGGUCUAGUACCUACAGCUUGAUGUCAAAAAAUCAUUAAUAUUAUUUGACCCGUUCUCCCUGAAAAUGCGUUUUUAAAACAACGCAUUUCGCUGGAUUAGAGCCAAGAAGCAAGAGGUUCUUGGAAAAGAAACAAUAUUUACGUUUUAUGCACUUAAAAAACGAACCCUUACCUUUACGCUGACCCUAUGACAGUCGUGUUAUGUCCGUGAAGAGGUAGGUAUGUGCCAUUGAAGAUUGCUGCAGAUUGUUACUAAGUAGUUUUAAUGUAGACGUCGAGCUAAAACCAGAGCGGAUAUCUUCGUAAUUAUUGUGAUUAAAAACUGUAGUCUAAAUAAAUAAUCUGCAUUUCAUGACCGUAGCAUACAUAUAUUAUAUUUGGUUGUUCAUGUUGUAUUUGAUAAGGAUUUCAUUAAUUAUAUAGUCAUGUCUCAUUUAGAAUUAUUUUCGUAUUUUAGUUUUCAUGUCCAUUUGAUGGAGUCAUCUAGUAACAAAUAAUGUAUACUUAUAAUGAUACAAAUAAGAAUAGGAAUUUGAAAUGAAUUUAUAUGAAAAUAUUAAAUUAAUACCUUUACUAAGACAUUAAAAUUAUGUCAUUCACUUUAUUACUAUUUUCAUUGUUAAUUGAUGUGCAGUUUCCCAACUUGGCAAUAUUUUAUUAGAAUUUUGGUAUCCUAGCUGCAGUGGCUAGGACGAGCUACCUAUAGUUUAAUUUAAUGUCAGUACUCAGUAAGCAGUAAGUACUAAGCUUCUUAACUUUAUUAUUAUUAUUAUUAUGGAUCAAAGUUGAUAGAGAAUAACUACGGCUGCAGAAUAUGAUAUAGGUUUAUGUCAAUGUCAUUGUUCGCUUGAUUACUCGUUACUCGCAGUAAAUGACUAUAGACAAACUACAUACCGUAGUUUGUCCAAAGAAUAUAGAAUAGUCCUUGUCUAUCUUAUGAUAUAAUAUUUUUUUCUUUGGCACAACACAGUAUGCGCAUUCAGCGCACAUGCACACUCUAUAAUUCCUGUUCUUAUUUGGUUCAUAAAUCAUGAUACUAGUCUGUUUUAUACGAUUCGUUAUAAAAAGCUCAUUUAUCUAGUCUUUUAAGUAUAAGUAACAUUUUGUACUAAAUUUAUUAAAUAAUGCAUUAAC